Penicillium paradoxum is the source of this 3636-nucleotide messenger RNA. Its product is annotated as GTPase-activating protein LRG1. Gene Ontology annotation, cellular component: cytoplasm. Gene Ontology annotation, biological process: signal transduction; actin cytoskeleton organization. The record is from RefSeq and is a predicted model, not a curated record. NCBI's taxonomy places the organism in Eukaryota, Fungi, Ascomycota, Eurotiomycetes, Eurotiales, Aspergillaceae. Bases 1 to 3636 code for a protein of 1211 amino acids. The transcript is spliced from 6 exons.
AUGCCCCCAGGUGGACUCCCAGCCAGCCUGGUCGCAGGCAACCCCAGUGGCCGUCCCACCGUCGACACCUCGGGCUACGGGGCUAGCUAUACGAAAAACACACCCACCUCCCCCGAAGACAGUUUAAUUCCAUUCGAUUCGCCAUCAACACGAACGGCAGGCUUGAGUCCGAUCACGCCAGUGAACCAGGAGGAUGGACGCUUAAGUCGUGGACUUGGACCUGACCAGGCCGGUCACCGCGACCGCUCAGCAACCCGCGACCGCUCGGCACCCCGAGAUCGCUCGCGAGUGAAUGGCCGCCAAACAAAGUCCCCCGGUGGCUCAUCGCGUCUUUGCCAAAAGUGCAGUGAGCCUCUCACAGGCCAGUUUGUUCGAGCGCUAGGUGGUACUUUUCAUCUGGAGUGUUUCAAGUGCGAAGAUUGUGGUGAGAUAGUUGCCUCAAAGUUCUUCCCUGUCGAUUCAGAAGAUGGCAGCUGCCAAUUUCCGCUUUGUGAAACCGAUUACUUUAGACGGCUGAGCCUUCUAUGCCAUGAGUGCGGAGGCGCACUACGUGGAUCAUACAUCACCGCAUUAGACCGGAAGUAUCAUAUCGAGCACUUUACUUGUUCCGUUUGUCCGACCGUCUUCGGUGCUCAGGACUCGUAUUAUGAACACGAAAGCAAGGUCUACUGUCACUUCCACUACUCAACCCAAUUUGCUCAACGGUGCCAUGGAUGUCAUACUGCAAUUUUGAAACAGUUCGUCGAGAUUUACCGCAAUGGGCAAAAUCAACACUGGCAUCCCGAAUGUUAUAUGAUUCACAAGUUUUGGAACGUUCGCUUAUCCCCUGCUGGUCAGACAUGGGAGCCUCCGCCAGUGGAUGAGGAUGCUAGCGAAGAAGAGCGACAGCAAAUUCGCGAUGAAGAAGAUAUUAUGGAAGAGAAGGUUUUCAAUAUUUGGAAUACCCUCUCUACCUUCGAAGAAUCGUCCGCUGCUUGCAUCUCGGAUAUGCUGCUCCAUGUGAGCAAUGGUGCUUAUAUUGACGGUGUUCUGGUUGCCAAGCGCUUCAUUGGCCAUGUGGAAAUUCUCUUUGGUGCAGUCGAUCAGUUGGCCAGUUAUAUCAAGUCCCACGAUCUGAAAGGUGAGUCGUGCGCAGCUGUUAUCGUUUUAUUGGAGUCAACGGCUGAUAUUUUCCACCCAGAACUGUCCUAUGGCCGCGAAGCCAAACUUCUUUGCAAAAAGAUUGUCGCAUUCUUCGCUCUUCUGUCGAAAACACAGGAAACUGGAGUACGCAAACUUGGUGUCACGCAGGAGCUUUUGUCUCUGGUAACUGGUCUCGCUCAUUACCUCAAACUCCUUAUCCGCAUCGGCCUACAAGGUGCGCUCAAACUCGAACGCGAGAAGUCAGCGCCAGAUGGUUUGCAAAAUUUCCUGGAGCACCUCCGUGAUCUAGAGUCAUUAGCGGAGCCAGAAGACGACGAUGCCCCACUCGACCUGAUGGCUGGAGUGGAAGGCUUGGCCGAUCAGCUUUCGGAUUGCUGUACCUCCUGUAAAGAACCAAUUGACGAUGAAUGUGUUCAGUGGGGACAGAACCGUUGGCACACCAAGCCGCCUCAUCUUUCAUGCAGAUCAUGUGAGAAGGACUUGACUGUUGAUUUUCAAGACGCUUUAUGGAGCGGGAAUGAGGAGAAAGUGUACUGCGGCGCUUGCGCCCACCAAAAGAACCUUGGCCCCACUGUUCAGGGGCAAUUUGUUUUCUUGCUGAAAGUGGCACUUGCACGACUUCUCGCCGUACUUCGGUCCGGGGGAACCUUGCCUCAUACGUCAGACGACCCAAAUCUUAAAGAUUAUGAAAAUAAGGAUGGCCAUCGUGUCACAUCCCGGGUUUGCCGAGCAAACACACGCUCCAAGUCUCAUGGCCCUGCCGCUCGAGAUGGUUUCGAGGAAACAUCCCUCGAACAGACAGUCGGCGAGAUGCGUCGACUUCGCUCCAUUCGCAAUGAACGAACACUAUCAACAACUUAUAAGCGGGCCCGCGCAUCCAGAAUCAUCGAUGGACCAGAAGGCAGAAGUGCCCGGCCAGGAUCAGCUGGCAAUGACGGCAGUGGUCCGAGAGGCCCUGGUUUCCAGAUUGUUGAGGAACGGGAAACCAAUCGCGAUACUGUCGGCGAUAUGACUUUCGGUGCACAGGAUGCUCUCACGUUGGAUGAUAUCCCGCGCAUUGUUGCGGCCGAGCAAGCCAAGGAGCAGCGGCCUAAUGCCUAUAGACAUGCCGGGACGAAACUUGUUGGAGGAACAGAGCAGAUGCCCAGGUACAACCGUGGCCACCAGCGGGGAGUAUCGAGUGGAAAUUUGGAGGCGCUUAUGGAGCCGACCCGAACCAAGCGGUACUUCUCAGAACUGACUGCUCUGGAGUAUUUCAUCGUUCGUCACGUUGCUGUGUUACAGAUGGAGCCCUUGGUAGAAGGCUAUUUCAACAUGGAGGAACUUCUUUCUCUUAUUGAAUCCCGCAAACCUACCAUAUGGAACAUCUUCGGCCGCGCGUUCAAGGAUAACAAGAAGGGCAAUAAAAAGAAGGGUGUCUUUGGAGUGGGCCUAGACUACUUGGUCGAAAAGGAGGGCACUGAGUCAACUCACGGUGUUGGGCCUGGUGCGCUUCGCAUCCCGACAUUGGUCGAUGAUUCUGUCUCCGCCAUGCGGCAGAUGGACAUGUCUGUGGAGGGUGUUUUCCGAAAGAACGGCAAUAUUCGGCGAUUAAAGGAUACCUCAGAGCUAAUCGACAACAGGUAUGAGCAAGUUGAUCUGACUAAGGAGACUCCCGUGCAGAUUGCAGCUCUCUUGAAGAAGUUCCUUCGCGAGAUGCCCGAUCCCCUCUUGACAUUUAAGCUCCACGGACUGCCUGCCCGUGCACUGCUAACCUGUGCCGCAGAAAUGGAUGACCCUGAGAAACAAAGACGACUGUUGCACUUGACAUGCUGUCUACUUCCGAAGGCCCAUCGUGAUACGAUGGAAGUCCUAUUUGCUUUCUUGAAUUGGACAUCCUCCUUCUCGCAUGUGGAUGAGGAAUCUGGAAGCAAGAUGGAUAUUCAUAAUCUUGCAACGGUCAUCACACCUAAUAUCCUCUAUCCCAAUGCUAAGAACAGCACUGUAGAAGAGAGCUUCUUGUCUAUCGAGGCUAUCCCGGAGGAUCUGCAAUCAAUCUUGGGCGAUCCAACUCUCUUCAAAGAGAAUGCCGAAGUCACAACCAAAGAAAUCCUUAAACGAUACGGUGAUAUUGCUCGAGGCAGCUUCUCGCAGAGACCGGCGAACGGUGGCGAGACAUUCACGAUCACCACCCCCAACCGCAACAACAGUGCCCCGGCUUCUGCACGUAUCGAGACCGAUCCAUCUCAAGAUGCAGCUUGGCAAAUGCAAAGUUCGGUGCGACAUGUACCUGGGCCUAGUGGACAGCCUAGCGGACAGCCUAGCGGACACUGUCACUCGGUGAGCGCCAACGCCCAAGUCGGACUUGACAUUGCUCCUCCCCCAGCGGCGUAUCACCGUGACCGCAGCACUAGCAACGGCAGCCAGCCAAACCCAGGGCUACCUGAGGGCCAGUCCACAAACGUCGCUUACCGACCGCGUCCGAGUCCAGGUGCCAUGGGUGUUACUGGAUAA